AUGAACAGCAGCGCCGGGCCAGAGUCGACUCGACCACAUACAUCACCUCGCGCCCGCUCUCCUGUGGAUCGAUCUCCAAGGCGAUAUCUCGACUCCCGCGAUUCCGAUACUUAUAGAGGGGCUGCGCGCGGCAGUGAUAGGCGCCGAUCGCCAUCGAAUUCAAGAGCGAACACUGCCGCAUUUAAUCACAAUCAAAAUCGAGAGCUUUUCUCAGAUAGGCAUAUACUUUCACGAGAUGCAAAUCGAGAUUCAUCAUUACGCGACCCCCCUCGAGGACCACGGGCUGGAUCCAAAAGUUAUAUUGAUCCCCCAAGCGGCCCUAGAGGCAAUAAUUUUGGUGAUGGAUAUCGAGGCGAUUUUGGAUAUCGAGGUGAUUUCAGAGGUGGCAGAGGUCGUGGUCGCGGAAGAGGUAGCUGGCGGGAUGAGAGUAGAGACCGCGAUCGGGAUCGGGAUCGGGAUCGAGACCGUGGCCGAGAAAUAGAAAGAGAGAGGGACUAUAGAGAUGUUCGAAGGGAUAAUAGAGGACCUUUGGUACCGUUUCGCGAUGAUCGAAGCCGCGAUCGAGAAUGGGGUGGUCGGGACAGCUUCAAAGGGCGAAGGCCUUCAUCUCCUCUUGGCAGGGGAAGAUCUCCUAAUUACAAUAGCAGAGAUACUCGUGAUGUACCUUCAAGCCUGGACCUUGAUCGUGCUCGAAGAGGCUCACGAGACGGUCCAAUGUCUGUUACCUCGCCUUCAUCCGAGUCAUCUCAACCAUUUGUUCAUGGCUACGGUAGGGCAAGGGGAAACGGAUUAGCACGUGGACGUGGACGACCUUACAAUUACGAUGAACACUAUCAUCGACCUCAAGUCCGCAGUAGAUCUCCUGAACCGAAUUUUCCACGUAGAACGCAACCUUCUGCAACUCCUCCUCCUCAAGUUCCUGCAUUUGGUUCAACUGGAGCAUCGGUCAGUAAAAGUCCUGUACCUGGUGUAUCGGUCCCAACUGCGCCCCGUUUUCUUGCCGGCCGUGGAGCUCCAGGCAGCCUCUAUGUUCCUGCGAAAUCUAUAAUUCCGCAGUCCAUCGAAAACCCCCCACUAGAUUCCAGAUCGGACACACAAGUUGUUGCAACACCAGAACAUAAAUUUGAUGAGGUAGUACGAAUUGACAAAAAACGUCGCCAGCGAAAGCCCUUAUUCGGUAGACGCCCACCUAAAAUACCGAUUAGUGAUGAUUAUUCCGACUCCGAUUUGGACCCCUUCAAUGAUGAUGACCCCGAGGAUGAGAUCAAUUUUGAGAGUGAACUAGCGGAGGUCAGGCGUAGCAUGAAUGAUGCUCGCAACAGACCCGACUUACCUCCUCUUGACCAGUUCUUUCUUGUCAAUUCGUUUCGAGAUCUGCCUUUGUUAUUAGACACAAGAGACGUUUCGAAUACUUUAACCCAAUCUGUUGGCUCUGAGUCCGCAAAGGAUACGCCUCACGUACCGACUGGGGGGGGAAAUAAAUCUGUAUCUGAGCUUGAACCUCACUCAGAGCCUCAGAAAGAGUCCGACGUAGUGUUGGACUCGACGAAAGAAAUGUCAUCGGCCGAUUCUAAGUCCUCUGUCGGUGAAGACCAACGUCCAGCUCCCCCAUUUCUGAAAUCACCCAUUCCAGCAGCAACAAUCGACUCGAGCGAAAAUGAAAAACAUCAACGACAUUCAAGUCAACCUCUAACUAUGGACCCAGGAAAGCCAGCUAUACCCUCCCAGGAACCACGAUUAACACCCAAUGCUGUCAUCAAAGAUUCCAAUUCCACUACUGAUGUGAUCACAAAAGAUUCUAUCCCCAAAGAAGCAGCCUCAACGCCAGCAAUUCAUCCUGCUCCAAUGCUCAUCGAAAGGAGCCAGUCGCCUUCUGAAGGAGAAUCUCGCACCCCCACCAAACCCACCGAGAUCGAUGUUGAUAUUUCCCAUCCCACAGUCACAAAAGCAGAUGCUGAGAACUCGAAGGACCCAUCCACUAAACAGAGUUCCUCCAAAGCGGGUGUAUUCGAAGAGACUUCCCUAAUAGAUGAUGCAUCUAAAGAUACCGCACCCUCGUACAUUCAACCUGCUACUAUUGAGCACACGGAUCUCCAGCCUUCUACGACUGAGUCAUCACUAUUAUCACGAACUGAUCUUGAAAAAAACACCUCCAACAACAUCCAAGCCCUCUCUAGCGUGGAGCUUCAACAUGCUAGUGCAAAUAUCUCUAGCUCAGAGAAGCCAUCUUCUCCUUCGUCAUCAAGAAACCAUUCCGAGCGUAUCUUGGAAUCGCUUGACGACAGAAGAGUUGUUGGAACAUCAACAGAUAUAGCACCGCCCGUGUCAGACGAAGCAUCAGGAUUAGCUGCUGAGAAGGAUAGAAAGUCAGAACCUGAACCAGUCUACAAAUUUCCAUUAUCUCUAGGAACUAUUGAUACUGAGAUCCUCCCAGAUGCUCAAGCACCUGAAGAUGAUUCAUUAAUCAGCCCCAGAACUCAGGCUCCGAUCCAAAGAUCAAUGGGUAAAGAUGCAGAUGGUGAUCAUCAGAUGGAGGGUACAGAGACAUUUGAAAAUAAUGAAUCUGCAAACCAGGAGGUAGUCAAUGACAUGGGCAAUUCCGGAGAAGAUAUUCGCCGGAUUCAAAAAGAUCAAGAUGGUCAUUAUGAUUCUGCACCACAAAAGAUGCCUUCGCCAGUACCACAGGCCCCAGAACUAACGAUGGAGAUCCCCGAAGAAAGCGAUGAUGAUGAAGAUGAAGCCGAACAAGCCGGAUUCCAACUUUUACGGCAAAAGCUUGUUCAACAAGAAGCCGCUCUCGAAGAGGAUCGCCAGUCUAAAAUUCUCGACGCUGUCAAGCACCCUAGGGAUACAAAGACACCUCCACCGGAAUCUUUGCCAAUGUAUGAUUAUAGUAAAUGGGACGAGGACCCCGAGUUCUUGAGCUCUCUUGAAAUUGCACCCGAUGCCGAACCCUCUCUUACGAGGUUUAUGGAAGAAAAAAUGGCGCAGAAAUGGAGAAGACAACAAGAAGAGGGGAAAUUGUGGGCGGACAAUUAUGCCAAAUACCGCACAUUUACUGAUAUGGAUAUGGAUCCAAUUGCUGUACGAAGUAGAGAAGCAUUUGCUAAAGCCCAAGACAGGGAAGCCGAGGAAUCGGUCGAACGAGGCAAAUCGGUAAAUGGUUCAGAUCCGAAGACAGAGGGUCAGCGGCGCACUGGGAGUAGAUUUGCGACAGACCACGACAUAGAACGCGUCCUUCGUGAAUCCGAGCGUGAAGCCAAAGAAUCGAAGGAACAGCAAGAGCAGGAUGCCAGGGAAGAGACCGCUAAUUCCAAGGAAGCGAGCAUUCCAGACAUGUGUUGGGAUGAUGAAUACAAAGAGACUAUGUUUGUAGAUACUACGCAUAGGGUUUCAUUUGAGCGAUCCUUUCGCAUGCUUGAAUUCGGAGAGUCCAUCGACAAUUUCACUGAAGAAGAGGCUCGGAUUUUUCGAGAGAAGUACUCCCAUUCUGGCAAGCAAUUUUCUGUCAUCGCAGAAAGCCUUCCAGAUCGUGAUUACAAGGCUUGUAUUCAGCACUAUUAUAUUAUUAAAACAACUGACGAAUGGAAAGCGAUCUUCAAGAAGAAAAAUAAUCAGGUUAAAACUGGUAGGAGGAAAGGAGCGAAAAAAUCUAGCGUCCUCAUUACCAACAUAGAGAAUGGAGGCGGUAAUGACACCGACGCUACACCUGAUGUCGAGAAUGGAAAUGAACGACGUCGACCUAGGAGAGCUGCUGCUCCAACCUGGAAUUUUGAAGCACCUCCACCAACUGACAAUGAAGGUGCCAGCCCUGCACCAACCCCAGCGAAAAGAGUUGCUACCCCAAAAGGAGAUGCGAAUGGCGACUCGGCUCCACCCAAAAGAAAAGUAAAGGUUCCACGAGAGAAGGUUCCAAAACAACCCAAGACUAGUCAACUUCUAGCAGCUGCCCCAUCUCCUGCUGCCCGCAACGAUGAUUCGCCGAAUCCUCCUCCAUCAACCGCUGCACCCGAGCCUACUCCAAUAAGACCUCCUGUAGCUCCUGCUCGCUUUCCUCCACAUGAUAACAUUGUUCCUCAACAACUUCCAGCAUUUUCGCCACUAUUUUUGACACCUGAAAGACUUACACUAGCUAAUCUAGAGGUUCCAAUUGCACCUGGACGUGUUGGAUCUGCCCCUCCAACAGCUGUUGAAUCUCAACCGGAUCGUCGUUCUACUGCCCAACAACAAACUUCAAGCUAUUGGAGUGUCCCGGAGGUGCAUGACUUUCCUGAAUUAUUACGACAUUUUGGUACAGAUUGGCAAGGAAUUGCAAAACAUAUGGGAACAAAAACACAUACCAUGGUCAAGAACUACUAUCAACGCUCGGUUGAUUCUGGAAGUAAAAAAGAAUGGGAAACGAUUACUCGAGAUGCUGACUCGAAACGUGAGAGAGGCGAAUCUACUGGACCGGCACCAACACCAACAGCUCCAACAAAGCGACGAUAUGACCCCACACCUGCUCCUUUAUCAAGAUCAGCUUCUGCUAUGGAUCUCGAUGAAUUAUCUGCUAACCAACCUAUAACUCUUUCCCAAACCUCCCCUCCUCAACCCACAUUAAGUACUAGGUUCCCAGCUUUAGCUCAAGCUGGGCCAGUCCCCCAAUCCAUGAAUCAAACGAUAACUCCUAGUUCCUUGCCAUCUAAACGCUCCCAUCAUCAGGCUAAUCAACACAGCUUAUCUCAAAUUCCUCAACAACAACAACAACAACCGAUAUCAGCAUCACCAUCAACAACAGCCUCUCAGAUACAACCACAACCGCAACAAAUUCAGAGUCAGCAAGUUAGACAACCAAGAGGUCCUGCUAUGGGCUUCUUCACGACUGAUAAUCAACGUCCCACAUUACAGAGUAAUCUUUCUCAACAAUCUCAGACUGCUUCGCCAAUUUCCGAUCCAACCACACUCGCUUCUCAAAGAUCAGCCCGGGUCGCUGAGGAAGCCCAUCGAGAGAGACAGAAGGCUCUCGAGCAUGAGGUAGAACGAAUGUCACAGGAACAACAACAAGCCAUAAAAAGGCUAGCUUUGCAAGACCAGGCCAGACGAGAGCAGCAGGCUAUUCGAGAGCAAGCUAUUCGAGAGCAAGCGAUUCGAGAGCGAGAACAAGCCCUUCGAGAGCAACAAGCUAUGCGAGAACAGACACAUCGUGAGCAACAGCAAGCUUUCCAGAGACAAGAGCAGAUAAGGGAAAUGGAGGCUAUCGAGCGGCAGCAACAGCAACAAAGGGAAAGGGAGUCGAAACAAGAACAGUUAGAUCGAAAUCUGAAGAGAAAACAAGAGCGUGAUCAUGAGCAGCGUGAACAACGAGAACAACAAGAUCGAAAAGAAAAGCGAGAACAACGAAAUUUUCAGAUGAAGCAAGAGGAAAUUGAUGUCCGAAAUCCACAACAAUAUGAACUAUACUCUGCACACUCUAGCCGUACAGGAUCAAUGGCACCUACAAGACCCGGAGUCACAUAUCCAGCAGUCACCGCAACGGAGAUUCGAAGACAAGCACCGUCUUUAGCACCAAACCAACAAUAUCCGAGAAGUCAAGGUGUCAGGAAUUUGCUUAGUGAUGGUAUGAGUGUUGCACCAAACUUGAUUCCAUCUCCCUCUCCAGCUUUCGGUCGAUCAGGCAUCGUUACCCCGCCCAUUCAAGAGCAGUAUUCAACACCACCACCCCCACCAGCGGCUGUUGCUGCUAUACGUCAGCAAGACACACCAAGAAAGACUUCCAAUAUCAUGUCCUUGUUGAACGAUGAAUCCAGUGAGCCUAGUAGAGCUCCUCCCAUAGCACAAGUCCAACCAAAGAGAGUUGGUGGUUCCGCGGCAAUUCCCAUUCAAAAUUCACAAACUCCACCACCUCAACGUUCAUUACAGACUUCACGAUUUUCAUCGCAUUCAUCUCAACAGUCGCAACAAAUAUCCCAACAAAUUCAACAAAAUCAACAGAUGCAACAGCAGGCUCAGCAUCAACUAUCUUCUCAAACUAAUCCACAGCAUGGGUAUUCCCAACCAUCUUCCCAAUCCAUGCAUCAACAUUCAUCCUCCGUGGGUCGCAGUUACACACCAACACCUUAUGAAGGCCGAAGUCAUGCACCUCCAACUGUACAACAUCACCAGAUGUAUUCUCAACCCUCUCGCCAAGCAAUUAGUUCGCAGUCUUCAUCUAUUCGUCGAGAACCCUUAAAUGAAAUAAAUGCUCCGAGCGGAUACACACGAAGUCCAAUUACCAAGCUUAAUGAAUCACCUUAUUCUGCUACUCCUCCUCCUGCUAGUCAACAGAUGGCACGUCAGACAAUGUCGUCUCCUCAUGACUUACCUCAAGCUUCUGAUCGUGAUAUGUAUAGUCGUCAAUCACAGUUCGCUGUGCCACAACAAACGAAUACACCGGUGGACUUCCAUUCAGGACCUCAAGUGGCAGCUAGUCAUCGAUCUAUGGCAUUCGGACAAAGUGGACAAAGUGGACAUCGAACUCCACCAGCACCACGUGGUCAAUGGAUUCAAGGUCAUCAAGUAGGCCAUCAUGUGCACAAUUCACGACAAAAUAGCUUCGAUGCCCGAAACUAUAAUGCUGCUCUAUCUACAUCAGUUUCAGGUCAGCAAGGUUAUGCUCAAGCACCUUCCCACCACAUGCAAUAUCAACAGCAACAAAAUCAAGAGCGCUUUGAGCAUCACUAUGAGAGAGAACGUGAGAGAGAGAGGCAGGAAAGGGAAAGAGAACAACAAUAUUACCGAAGCAGGGAUGAUCAACGGGAUCCGCGUAGAUAG
Molecule: messenger RNA, 6789 nt
Organism: Botrytis porri
Lineage: Eukaryota; Fungi; Ascomycota; Leotiomycetes; Helotiales; Sclerotiniaceae
Exons: 4
Coding region: 1-6789 (2262 amino acids)
Biological process (GO): regulation of transcription by RNA polymerase II
Cellular component (GO): Set3 complex
Source: RefSeq, a predicted model, not a curated record